Messenger RNA from Rhipicephalus microplus (southern cattle tick), 957 nucleotides. RefSeq lists its product as uncharacterized. Lineage: Eukaryota; Metazoa; Arthropoda; Arachnida; Ixodida; Ixodidae. The record is from RefSeq and is a predicted model, not a curated record.
AUGGAGGAGAGUCCAUUCGCCUUCAAGGGCUUCUUGGUGGAACGUGUCCUCGACCACCUGGAGACCGAGGAACUGCUCGCCUGCGCCGAGGUCAACCGGCUGUGGCAGUCGGUUGCCCUGUCCUUGCUGCGCAGGAAGCUGAUCUCCGUCUCCGUUCGCUGCGCGCCAGACUCGGAGAGGGCCGUCCCAGUGUCGGCGCUGGGCAGCUCCCACGUGUGCGUGGACAUAUUCUGCUCAAAGUUCGCUCGCUACCGGAACAUCGCACGCCUGGCGGGGCUACGGCCAUCGCUGGUGUUUCUAUCUUACCACGCCGACCUGAACGAGGACAAACGAAUUUUGUCUAGCCUUUUGGAUUUCCUGCCUCCGGAUUCGGUCAUCGUGUACUGCAAGCUCGAGCUUGCCCGAACCAUGUACGACGACGUCCUACACGAAGGUAUCUUUGGCGAGUUUCUGUUCAGCGCCGAUGAAGAACGCCCGUCCACCUCGGCGGCGCCGCUACAAUUUCCGUGGGCGCACGGAUACCGUCAGGCGUCGGCGGUGGGUGGUGAUGGAGGCGCCGUCUUCCGCAACGUGCUUCCGGGCGUCCUCGUCUUCAAGUCGUUGCGCGUCACCGAGGCUAACAUCGAGGGCAACGCGGUGACCUCGCACUUCGUGAAGGAGGCUACCGAAAAGACCGUGCAGAUAACGUCCGCUACCGUCUUCGGCGGAAUGUCCCGGAGCCAGCUGGACCCGUUCAUAAGGCGGCUGAGCGAGCAGUUCGGCUCCACCGACGGCACCAUCGCCAUGGCGUUUCCUCGCAACCAGGACGAGGCGCUCGGAGAGCUGGAGGCCUUCGAGCGCUGUUUCCCGUCGGUGCCGGCGUUGGCCAACCAGGCCACCGAGUUCAACGUGGACGGUCCGUUCGCGCCGAUGAGCCGGCUCAAGCUUGUACUGCUGCUCAUCAAGCUGCUCGACUGA